Messenger RNA from Adineta ricciae, 1467 nucleotides. The record is from the annotation of a GenBank genome assembly. Lineage: Eukaryota; Metazoa; Rotifera; Eurotatoria; Adinetida; Adinetidae.
AUGUCAACUGUUACAUUAACGGUCACUCCAUUUCGGAACGACCAAGAAAUACGAAAUUUAAUCGAUUUGGCUUAUUCAAAUGAUAUUGAUGAUAAACGAGAAGCAAUUAACAAAUUAAAUGAAUUAGAAGCAAGACUUAGCCAAUUACCGAUGGGUCUUGGUUCACUAAAACAUAUCCUUAAAGUAGAAAUAAUCCGAGCCGAACAACGAGAACAGAAUAAAUUCGAUGAGAACAGUUCAUUGCAAUACGCCUGUGCUGUUGCUGUACUCAAAUUCGUCGAUGCUGUUAGUGUACCUUAUCGUGCACAUCAUUCUCGUCUUUCAUAUCGAAAUAUUGCUAAACAGGUGGAUUUACCCGGUAAUAUUAUCAGUUUACGUCAUGACAUUGCCCAUCAUCAUGAAUUACCGUCAUUGAACGAUUUGCUUGCAGCAGUGGAUUUUAGUAAACAAUGGCUUCGAAAAAACUGCCUGGAUGAAUUAGUUGAAACAAUGGCGUUAUUCAGUCAGGGUUCCUAUAGUGAAUUAUUAGGAAUUAUCGCUCGAGAAACAGUUCAAGCUUUUGUCGAAGCACGUUUGAAUUUUUUGACAAAACGAAGUAAAAAACGAUUACGAAUUGUUGACGAACGUGUGGAAGAGAUUCGUAAAGCCUUGCAAAUGUGUAAUGGAAAAGAGAUUAUGGCAGAGACUUUUGUUCUAUGCGGACAUUUUAUCAUGGUACCUAAUCAACUAAAUCGGCUCGGCUAUGAUUCUGAUUCAUCUGAUCUUCUUCCGACGUGUGUUACUCAAUUCUGGAAGCCGAUUCUUCAUUUAAUUUCGAAUGAUACUAGUCUCAUUUUGAUUCUUAUCGAUAAAAUCUUGAUAUUCAUCAGCGAUUAUUAUCGUUUGCCGUCGAAUGAUUAUUCCAUCAUUGAUCAACAACGAAUCGGUUGGAUAUUCUAUUUAAUUGAUCAAUCAGCAACGAAACUUGAUCUUUGUGCACUCUUUCUACGUUUGGCUCGUAUUCUUCAACCAUGGUUUGCUGAUUCUCUUUCUCAAAUGGUUAUUCGUAUGGCUGAUAAUCAUAAUGGAACUCGCAAAGCUGUUAUCAGUGAAGACAAACGUGACGCGCUUCUUCGUACGAUAUCCAUGUUUGCAAAUCCAUUUGAGAAAAUCGAUGAUAAUCAGAUCACGACGUCAUUGUCUAUAGAGUCUUUUCCACGAAAUCGAUUGUAUCAAGAAGAGCUAAACCUGUUCAGAAAGCGUACAAAAUUAGCUGAAGUGCCAGCUGGAUUAGUCGAUAGUGAAGAUGAGCAAAACCUCGAAAUGAAUAUUGAUCUUUCAAAAACAGACCGAAAUUUUCUUGGAUGUCCAUCUAAACAAAAACCAUUGAAUACAUCACCGGUGAAACGCAAAAGGACAAGUUCACCAACCAUCGAUUCGAAACUCUUUCAAGAUCUGCUCUAUCCUCGACAUUCCUAUCGAUAUUAG